Molecule: messenger RNA, 1032 nt
Organism: Aureobasidium uvarum
Lineage: Eukaryota; Fungi; Ascomycota; Dothideomycetes; Dothideales; Saccotheciaceae
Source: the annotation of a GenBank genome assembly
AUGGCCACACAGACACCCAAGUCCGUUCAUGCUGGACCAGACGACAGCUGGCACGGCGUGAUUGACAAGUCGUCCGAUAAUCCAUUCCAGCCAGAGAAGGGACGCUAUCACCUGUAUAUCGGUCUGUUCUGUCCGUUCGCACAUCGUGCAAACCUACUGCGUCACCUCAAAGAUCUGCAGGAUGUCAUUGAUGUCAGUAUCGUCAAGCCUUACCCUAAAGGCAAUGACAAGGGUUGGCCUGGCUGGCAGUUCCCUGAGUCGAACGAUGAAUACCCCAAUGCUACUGUAGACAAGCUGUUUGGAUCCAAGUAUCUGCACGGGGUUUACUUCAAGGCCGACAAAGACUACAAGGGUCGCUUCUCGGUACCUCUUCUGUGGGACAAGAAGACGAAUACCGUAGUCAACAAUGAAUCAGCAGAGCUUCUGCGCUGGCUUCAGACUGCGUUCAAUGAUCUGACCUCGCUCGAGAAGGCAAAGCUGACUCUAUACCCUGAACACCUACGCCAGAGGAUUGACAGGAUAGCCGAGUGGAUGCAAUCAGAUCUGAAUACUGGUGUAUACAAGGCUGGAUUUGCGCCUGACCAAGAAACCUACGACAAGAAUAUUCCACCAGUGUUUGGGGCUCUCAACAGACUCGAGAAACUGCUUCACGAUGGCAAGGGUCCUUACGUCCUCGGUAAAGAAAUGACCGAGCUGGAUAUCCGCCUUUACGCCACUCUGAUUCGUUUCGAUACUGUCUAUGUGCAGCACUUCAAAUGCAAUCUCGGUACAAUACGCCAUGACUACCCAGUCUUGAAUAACUGGCUCAAAGGCAUGUACUGGAAUCAUGAGGAGUUUAGAAACACCACAGAUUUCAAGCACAUCAAGGAGAAUUACACCAAAAGCCACUAUGAUGUGAAUCCCAAGGCAAUCACACCAUUGGGCCCGUGGCCUCAUAUCGAAAAUGGCUACGAGGAGGAUUGGAGUAAGCUUAGUCCAGGAAGUGUUGACAUGCCAGAGGUUCUGGAGCAUGAGAAGACGCUGGAAGUGUAA